AUGAAAAAAAGGAGCAGCUCGAAUAAUGUCUUUUGCAAAUUUGCUCAUUCAAGAGAGAUAUUACCUUUGGAACGAGCAUUCUCUGUGGAUGGGUGGAAUAGGAAAGAACAUCUUGAGAAUGAUGGAGGAAUUCAUCGGAAGAGCAGAACCAUGGAGGAUUUGGAGUUGAUGAAUAAUAACAAUGAUGAACUUUCGUUUGAAAGUAUUCAACGAGUGCUCUCCGAAUUGCAAUCUCAAACCAUGCUGGUUUCGGAGAGACUGCUAUCGUCCUCUCAGGACUAUCUUGAUGAUGAUCUAGGUAAAAACAAUGAAACUUAUCAAUCGUCAUUCAGCAAUGAUAACAAGGCAGAUGACUCAGAGCAAUACCAAGAACUGUGGGCAACAUCAUCUAAAAACAUGGAUCCACCUGAGAAAACGAGUAGUGACACAAAGCAUUUGUCUUUAUUUCUAAAUGUUGAUUCACAGUUGGACAAGGAAAAUUAUUGCCCUUCAAACAAUUCUUUUCUGAAUUCAAGCAGCAAAAAUCCUCAAAAUUCUUUCAACAAGAAAGAAUUAAGCUUUCAAACACACAAAAGAAGUCGACCAAAGGAGUUUAUUUUUGAAGACGAAAAAGAAUGUACUUUUAAACCAAAAAUCAAUUCAAGUUACAUGUCACACCGUACACAAAAUUCUUCCAUUCCAUUUGCCGAUCGAAUGCUUCGAUGGCAACAAAGAAAGAACGAACAAAUGAAAAAGAAAAGAGAAGAAUUGAAGAAAGAAGAAAUCAAGCAUUGUACAUUUAAACCAACAGUGACCACCUCAAUGGAGAUGAAAUCACGCAAUGAAGAGGACGAACUUUCACAACAAACCAUGAUGUCAACCUCUUCAUUAAACUCUCAAGAGACAUGUUUAAAACUGUAUGAAACAGCAGCAAAAAAGAAAAUGGAAAAACAGCAACAGAUUGAAAACCUCAAAGCAGAGAAAAUGAAAGAAUGUUCCUUUAGACCCAAUAUUAUUGUUGAUCCAACAGUUCAACCUAGAUAUUUAAACUGUUCUUCAGCGAAGAAAACCACGAAAGGAGAACCAUCGUGUCCCAGCAGUGAACGAACUCCUUCAUUGGAACCCUCCUCCAGACCCUCAUCGAGCUGUUCUUACCUUAAACGACCAGGCUCAGCACCUUCCUUCCGAGGAUCUAGACAGUGUGACUCUUUUAAUAUUGGUUCUGACAUGUCAUCUCGAGAUUCGUUUGCAGAAUUCAUGGAAAGACAGCACAAUACUUUGAAGAGGAAAGAAGAAAAAGUGAAAUCCUUAAAAUCAUCACUCGAAUGUUGUCACAAGCCUACCAUUAAUCGAAUGAGCCAAAACAUUACGAAACACAGUCAUCAUCAACGAAUCGAAGACAGAGUUCAAAAUGAAAAGCAACGAAAGGAAAUUCAAGAAAAAUAUAUGAAAGCCAUGGCCACAAAAGACUGCACUUUCAAACCAAGGAUUAAUAAGACUUCUAAACAGCUGCCCUCUCGAACGGCAGAAGAAAUGAGUAAGGGAGAUUUGGAGACAAAACAACAAAAGAUGGAGGAGGCUAAAAAAAUGGUUCGAGAGAAGGAAUUGAAAGAUGUGACCUUUUUCCCAAAAACCAAUAGAGAAGUAACAGCUCGAUCUGUGUUGCGAGUCAGUACAGAUCCAGACUCUUAUCUUGAACGAUUGCGUCUACAGCAGGAGAAGGCAGAACGAAGAAAAAAUAUACUUCUCAAAGAGAAGGAAGAAAAAGAAAUGGCCGAGUGCUCCUUCAGGCCCAAGCUUACGCAUGCAGAGGGAGCUAUGAAAAAUCAAAUCGAAUGGUGGCGAUAA
Molecule: messenger RNA, 1827 nt
Organism: Naegleria lovaniensis
Lineage: Eukaryota; Heterolobosea; Eutetramitea; Acrasida; Naegleriidae
Exons: 1
Coding region: 1-1827 (608 amino acids)
Source: RefSeq, a predicted model, not a curated record